AUGGAUAGGAUCGUGAGGCCGAACCUCGCUUCGGUCCUCCUGGAGGAGGUGCCCGCGGUGGUUUCGGUGGCCCUGUUGGCCCUGGCGGUGGUGCUCCGUACGGAGGAGGAUUUAACCCCGGCAUGGGAGGUGGAGCUCCAGGAGGCGGGCCCCCAGCUGCCGUUCAACGUUGGUUGGCAAGACCUGAAGGAUCUGUUCCGGCAGUCCGCACGAACUGGUGGGGUUAUUCGCGCCGAUGUUCAUCUCGGCCCCGACGGUCGCCCCAAGGGUUCUGGUAUCGUUGUUUUCGAGUCCCCCGACGAUGCGAAAAACGCUAUUCAGCAAUUCAACGGCUAUGACUGGCAAGGUCGCGUAAUUGAGGUUAGGGAGGACCGUUUCGCCAAUGCUGGUAUGGGUGCUGGCGGUUAUGGUGGCCGCGGUGGCUUCGGCGGUCGCGGUGGCUUCGGCGGUGGCUUCGGCGGCCGUGGAGGCUUCGGCGGUCGCGGUGGUUUCGGCGGCGGCAGUUAUGGUCGUGGAGGCUAUGGCGGCGGUCCUGGUGGUGGUCCUGGCGGCCCCAGCUUCGGUGGUCCUCCAGGCGGCGAUGCCUCUGUCCCUCCGAACCCUUUUACUGACAAUGCCACCGUCGGCACUGAGAAGAACGAGAUUAUCUACGUUCGCAACCUUCCUUGGUCUACGAGCAAUGACGAUCUCGUUGAGUUGUUCUCGACUAUCGGCAAGGUCGAGCAGGCCGAGAUCCAGUACGAGCCUAGUGGCCGCUCGCGUGGCAGCGGUGUUGUUCGCUUCGACAAUGCCGACACCGCCGAAACCGCCAUCAAUAAGUUUCAAGGAUAUCAGUACGGCGGCCGGCCUCUGGGUCUGAGCUACGUCAAGUACUUGAACCAGGGUGGUGGUGACGCCAUGGACACCGACCAUGGUGGAUUGACUCAGGACCAGAUCAUGUAAACCAAGCAUGAACACUUGCUUGUGCUCGAAUCGAACUCAGCCAUUGGAUCGUCAACAGCCACUGUCGACAAAUACAGUCAUCAACGUUAUUGGAUGAGUCAAAGCUGCCACAAGAUAUCACUUCCGCUC
Molecule: messenger RNA, 1071 nt
Organism: Podospora bellae-mahoneyi
Lineage: Eukaryota; Fungi; Ascomycota; Sordariomycetes; Sordariales; Podosporaceae
Product: g-strand binding protein
Exons: 4
Coding region: 1-942 (313 amino acids)
Cellular component (GO): cytoplasm; nucleus; ribonucleoprotein complex
Molecular function (GO): mRNA binding
Source: RefSeq, a predicted model, not a curated record